Molecule: messenger RNA, 1347 nt
Organism: Toxorhynchites rutilus septentrionalis
Lineage: Eukaryota; Metazoa; Arthropoda; Insecta; Diptera; Culicidae
Product: probable serine hydrolase
Exons: 3
Coding region: 227-1294 (355 amino acids)
Source: RefSeq, a predicted model, not a curated record
CUUGGAAUGAACAAUGAUGAUGUUGAUGCUGAUACACCCUCAGUUGCGUGACUGAGAGUGUAGAAAAAGGUGUAGUUACGGUGAAAACUUAUUUCAUUCAGUUUUAUAUACGUUGUCCGUAUGUUAUCUUGAUGAUGAAGACCGUGUGGUUUCAGAAAUUCUGAAGCAAGCAAACAAAACAAUAAACAAGCGUGAAAAGCGUUUAUCAGAAUUCAGUCAGGAAGCAAUGUCCAAGUUAAAGAGCGUAAUUAAUACAAUAACUUUCUCACAACGAGCGUAUCAAUCAUUUGGCUUUGCACGGCAAAAUACAGCAAUCUGUAAUCGCUAUGUUCACAACCAACAUCAGGAAGAAUCACUCAUAGUGAAACGCGAGGUUGAGGAGGUACGAAUUCCUGUGCCUUAUGGCGAAAUCGCUGGCAAGUGGUGGGGACCGAAGGAUGUUCAACCUAUCGUAGCGCUUCAUGGGUGGCAGGAUAACGCAGGCACUUUCGACACACUGGUCCCGUUGCUCCCGCAGCAUAUUAGCUUCUUGGCGAUAGAUUUCCCAGGCCAUGGAUUCUCGUCGCGUAUACCAGAUGGAAUGACGUAUCACACUUUAGACAGUGUCUAUCUGCUCAAACUCAUUAUGCGGGAGUAUCACUGGAAGAAAGUAUCCAUUCUGGCCCAUUCUCUGGGUUCAAUUGUGGGCUGCUUGUUUUCGUCGAUUUUUCCAGACAAAGUCGAUCUGUACAUCGGGAUAGACGCCCUUAAGCCGCACAUAAUUGAUCCGGUGAAAAUAGCUGCACGGUUGGAGCAGCGCAUACCACGUGUGAUGAAGGCUGACUUCCGUAAUCGUGACAAAACGGAACCACCAUGCUACACCUACCAAGAGUUGGUCGAUCGUCUUCACCAGGGGACAAACAAAUCAGUCAGCAAAGAAGCAGCACCUUAUCUGCUCAACCGCAACAUCAAAAAAUCCUCAAUGCAUCCGGAUAAGUAUUACUUCACGCGAGACAGUCGCCUGAAGCACUCCGCCGGUAUAGGCUGGGGCCAAGACGUGAAUUUGGAGCUGGCCAAGCGGAUGACAAUGCCUUAUAUGUUCAUCAAGGCACUCCACUCGCCGUUCUAUGAAGACAGGAAAUAUUUCGACGAAUUCGUUACGGUGGUCAAAGAAAAUAAUCCAAUGUUUGAGUUGGAGUUUGUAGAUAGUACCCAUCAUGUUCAUCUGACCGAACCGCAUAAAGUUGCACCGAUGAUAACGAGAUUCUUGAAUAAGCACUGGCGCCGGGAAGCUGACAACGCCCAGAAACGGUGAAACUAGAACUAGAGGAUAAACAAUGCUAGGAUCAAAGUUCUUGCGAAAUAAAA